Messenger RNA from Chanos chanos (milkfish), 2513 nucleotides. RefSeq names its product small G protein signaling modulator 3 (gene sgsm3). Gene Ontology annotation, molecular function: small GTPase binding; GTPase activator activity. The record is from RefSeq and is a predicted model, not a curated record. The coding region runs from base 194 to 2449 and encodes 751 amino acids. Gene Ontology annotation, biological process: regulation of GTPase activity. Lineage: Eukaryota; Metazoa; Chordata; Actinopteri; Gonorynchiformes; Chanidae. The transcript is spliced from 21 exons.
UUUACGAGAAGAUGUUCUAGCUGAGUGUGAAGACCCAUAUUGCUAACAGAAAGCGCAGUAUAACUGAAUUAUACCGGACAUUUAUUGUGAACAGAACCACAGUAUGACAAGGAAGAUUUGGUGAACUCUCCUCUCUUACCUGUGUGGUUCCUCUGUAUACCCCGUGAGGAGAAGCAGUCAGCCUGUCUCUGUCAUGUCAGGGACCUAUACUCCAGCCCCAGGUGGGCCAUUCUCCGCUCUCACUCCCAGCAUGUGGCCUCAAGACAUACUCGCCAAGUACUACCAGAAGGAUCCCAGUGUGGAGUGUGAGUUGCAGUAUGAUGAGUUUGGCUUUCGGAUCGACACUGAAGACGGCGUGGAGUCAGGGCCGUGGCUGCGUGGCGAGCGGAAUCUGCACUGUGAGGAUCCACAGCAGAGGCUCCGUUGGCAAGCCCACCUGGAGUUCACCCAUAACCACACGGUGGGAGACCUGACCUGGGACCUCAUCUCCCCAACCCUGCCCCGCUCCGAACGCCUGCGUACCCUACUGCUGGGAGGCAUCCCCCACAGCAUGAGAGCACAGUUAUGGAUGCGUUUAUCAGGAGCGCUGCAGAAAAAGAGGACGUCAGAGAUUACCUACAGAGAAAUUGUUAAAAACAGCUCAAACGACGACACAACCGCAGCCAAACAGAUUGAGAAGGACCUGUUGCGGACUAUACCCACCAAUGCCUGUUUCAGUAAUCUGUCCAGCGUGGGCGUGCCCCGGCUCCGGCGGGUCCUGAGGGGACUGGCGUGGCUCUACCCGGACAUCGGCUACUGCCAGGGCACAGGCAUGGUGGUGUCGUGCUUGCUGUUGUUCCUGGAGGAGGAGGAUGCUCUGUGGAUGAUGUGUGCUCUUAUAGAGGACCUGUUGCCUCCCUCCUAUUUCUCCUCCACGCUGCUGGGAGUGCAGACAGACCAGCGCGUCCUCAGACAGCUCAUCGUUCAGUACCUGCCCCGUCUGGACCGCCUGCUGCAGGAGCACGAUAUCGAGCUGUCUCUGAUUACUUUACACUGGUUCCUGACGUCUUUCGCCAGCGUGGUGGACAUCCGUGUCCUACUGCGGAUCUGGGACCUGCUCUUCUAUGACGGCUCCGUCGUGCUCUUUCAGGUCACACUGGGCAUGCUCAAGAUCAAGGAGGAGGAGCUGGUGUCAUCUGAGAAUUCUGCGUCGAUCUUUAACACGCUGUCGGACCUGCCCAGCCAGCUGGAGGACGGGGCGGUGGUUCUGGGUGAGGCUGUGCGAGUGGCGGGCUCUUUGACCCAAGAGCACCUGGAUGCCCAGAGACACAAACACCUGGCUUACAUACUGGCCGAACAAGCCCAGCUCAACUCCAACACCAGCACCAACCUCAACAAGGUGGUGCGCAGACAGAGCCUACGCAGGAAGUCCACUCUGACUUCGCUGCUGUUCGGGGAGGAUGAGGCAGAGGCCCUGAAGGCCAAGAACAUCAAACAGACGGAGUUGGUGGCGGCGCUGAGAGAGGCCAUCUCCAGAACCGCCGAGCACUUUCACUGCCUGGAUCCUCGCAACUGCAGCGUGGACUUGACCCCAGACUACUCUAUGGAGAGUCAUCAAAGGGACCAUGAGAAUUUUUUGGUGGUGUCGCGGAAUCGGAGGAGACGGGCAAAGGCCCUCUUGGAUUUUGAACGUCACGAUGAUGAUGAGCUUGGCUUUCGGAAAAACGACAUCAUCACAAUCAUUUCUCAGAAAGAUGAACACUGCUGGGUGGGAGAACUCAAUGGUUUGCGCGGCUGGUUUCCAGCAAAAUUUGUUGAGAUCUUGGAUGAACGAAGUAAAGAGUACUCUCUGGCGGGUGAUGACUCGGUGACGGGGGCAGUGACAGACCUGGUGAGGGGAACACUGUGUCCUGCUCUCAAGGCCAUUUUUCAGCACGGUCUGAAGAAGCCCUCCAUACUGGGCGGACCCUGUCACCCCUGGCUCUUUAUCGAAGAGGCUGCCAGCAGAGAGGUGGAGAGAGACUUUAAUUCUGUCUAUUCUCGACUGGUGCUUUGUAAAACGUACAGGUUAGAUGAGGAUGGGAAAGUGUUAACGCCAGAGGAACUCCUGUACAGAGCAGUUCAGUCUGUGAAUAUGAGUCAUGACAGUGCACACGUUCAAAUGGACGUCAAGUUCCGCUCUCUGAUCUGUGUAGGUCUGAAUGAGCAGGUGUUACACCUGUGGUUAGAGGUGUUGUGUUCCAGUAUAAAUGCAGUGGAGAAGUGGUACCACCCCUGGUCAUUCCUUCGCAGCCCUGGCUGGGUCCAGAUCAAGUGUGAGCUCAGAGUUCUCUCCAAGUUUGCUUUCAAUCUCUCUCAAGACUGUGAGCUACCUGCCAAAAAGGAGGAAAGAGAGCAGAAGCCACUGAAGGAAGGAGUCCAGGACAUGCUGGUGAAGCAUCAUCUCUUUAGCUGGGACAUCGACGGCUAGACACACACAUACACCUGUUACACACACGCACACACACAUGCGCGCGCACACACACACACACACA